UAACAAUGGGUUUCGCUAGUAAUAAUGCCGGAUUAGAGCCUCACUUGACGGCGGAAAAAGCCGUCUCCGUCAUUGGUCUUGGUUUUGAUCUAUGCAAAGGAAUACGAUUUUCGGCUUGCAUGAAGGGUCCUUCUGGCUCUAGUUUGAUAACGUUCGAUUCGAAUCAGACAAGGGACCUCGUUUUCCCAGGUGGGAUUGUCGUCCCUAACGUGUCAGCUUCCAUCAGGUGCGACAAAGGGGAGCGCACUAGGUUUCAAUCCGACGUGCUGAAGUUUAAUCCGAUGUCGGAGCUAUUCAAUAAAGAGCUGGGCCUAUCGGGAAAGGUUCCAUCUGGACAAUUCAAUCAGAUGUUUGACAUGAAAAAUGGCUGGCCAAAGGAUGCGGCUUCCACAAAAAGCCUGGCUUUAGAUGGUUGGUUCAUAACAUUGUAUAACAUUGAGUUAAGCAGAUCCAAUAUUACUCUUUCAGAGGAAUUGAUAAGAGAAGUGCCUUCUUCGUGGAACCCCUCUGCCCUUGCUGAGUUUAUUGCCAAUUAUGGGACUCAUGUUGUUGUUGGGGUGAAGAUGGGUGGUAAGGAUGUGAUUCAUAUCAAGCAGUCCAAAAAGUCAGAUCUUGAGCCCAAGGACGUGCAGAAAUUGUUAAAGCAAUUAGCUGACGAGAGGUUUUCUGGUAAUUCAAACCAAACUUUCAAUGUCAAUGCCGCCGAAAUAUCAGGAAAACUCAAGGACGAUCAUGCUAAGUCGUGGGGGUUUCGCAAAUCUUUCCCUUUUAGUGGCAGACCAAUUGUGAAAAGCCAUUCCAAGAACGAUGAGAUUCAAAGCAUUACCGUUCGAAAGGGAGGAAUUGAUGCUGGCCAAUCUUUCAACGAGUGGCUCUCAACCAUAUCACAGUCUCCUGAUGUGAUAUCGAUGUCAUUUGUACCUAUUACUUCCCUGCUAAGCAGUUCUGUUCCAGGCAGUAUUUUUCUGAGUCAUGCGGUGAACUUAUACCUUAGAUAUAAACCUCCAAUUGAAGAGCUUCAUCAGUUUCUGGAAUUCCAGUUGCCUCGGUUAUGGGCUCCCAUGUAUGGUGAUCUGCCUCUCGGAUUUGGUCAUAUACAGAGAAGGAACAUGUCUCCAUCACUUCAGUUCACUCUCAUGGGACCCAAGCUUUUUGUUAAUACUGCCAAGGUUGACACUGGAAAUAGGCCUGUAACUGGUAUUCGCUUGUACUUAGAAGGUAGAAAAAACGACCACCUAGCCAUCCAUCUUCAGCAUCUUUCAGAGAUUCCCAGCAUCCUCGACAUCUCGUACGACCAUAGCUAUAAUCCUACAGAUGAAUCCGUGGACAAAGGGUACUAUGAACCUGUGAAAUGGAACAUGUUCUCUCACGUAUGUGUAGCACCAGUUGAGUACAACCCCUCCCGACUUGAUGAGUCCAUCGGUAUAGUCACUAGGGCAUGGUUCGAGGUAAAGCUCGUAGGUAUGAAGAAGGUUCUCUUCCUCAGACUUGGGUACUCCUCUGUAGCAUCGGCCAGAAUUCGCCGAUCAGAGUGGGCCGGAGCUUCAACAAUGUCUCGAAAAUCGGGGUUUUUCUCAGCGUUGAUGAGCACGAGGUUGAGCAAGGAGUUGUUGCAGAACACGCCGGAGAAGUCAACAAAGGUGAAUAUAAACUCGGCCGUGUAUGAAGAUGGACCGCCGGUGCCGACGAGGGCUCAGAAGAUGCUGAACUAUGUGGACACGAAAGAGAUGGUGAGGGGCCCGGAGGAUGUACCGGGGUAUUGGGUGGUCACCGGAGCAAAGCUCUGCGUGGAGGAUAGCAGAAUCUCAGUGAAGGCCAAGUUUUCGUUGCUGACUAUAAUGUCAGAGGAAUCUCUGCCAUUCAUGAACAUGAAGGACUAGGAAAACGAUGAUGUUGGGAAAAAGGAGUGACAUUUCAGAAUGUAGUGUUGAGUUGAUGACGAUAUUAUAGUAUGAGUUGUUUGAUAAUUGUAAAUAUUAUUCAUU
Messenger RNA from Neltuma alba, 1985 nucleotides. RefSeq names its product MACPF domain-containing protein NSL1. Gene Ontology annotation, biological process: regulation of salicylic acid mediated signaling pathway; plant-type hypersensitive response. Lineage: Eukaryota; Viridiplantae; Streptophyta; Magnoliopsida; Fabales; Fabaceae. The transcript is spliced from 7 exons. The record is from RefSeq and is a predicted model, not a curated record. Gene Ontology annotation, cellular component: plasma membrane. The coding region runs from base 6 to 1880 and encodes 624 amino acids.